UCCGGGGCCCGCCGCCCGCCCACGCGCCCGCGCCGGGGAGGGGCCCGGCCUCCGACCCCCGCCGCGCCCGCGCCGAGCCAGGGGCUGGCCCCGAGUGGCCGCGGCGGCCGGACGACAGUCCCUCGCUGCGCCUCAGGCUCCUCCGGGAGACUCUUGCACACACGCCUCCCCUGGAGCCCUCCCAGCCUGCCGCAGCUCUCCCACUCGCUGACCCACCUUUGGGGGGUGCGGGGGAUGAAGUGGAAGUGGGGAGUUCCCCAGCCUUGGUUUCUGAGAGACUGUGAGGGAUGGUCUUUAAAAUUUAUUUGUUUAUUUAUUUAUUUAGCUUUUUGGGUCACACCCGGCGAUGCACAGGGGUUACUCCUGGCUUUGCACUCAGGAAUCACUCCUGUCAGUGCUCGGGGAACCAUAUGGGAUGCUGGAAAUCGAACCUGGGUCGGCGCGUGCAAGGCAAACGCUCUACCCGCUGCACUAUCGCUCCAGCCCCUAAAAAAAAUUUUUUUUGAGUCCCUAAAAAUUUUUUUUUUUUUUUUUUGCUUUUUGGGUCACACCCGGCGAUGCACAGGGGUCACUCCUGGUUCAUGCACUCAGGAAUCACCCCUGGCGGUGCUCAGGGGACCAUAUGGGAUGCUGGGAUUCGAACCCGGGUCGGCCGAGUGCAAGGCAAACGCCCUACCCGCUGUGCUAUCGCUCCAGCCCCCCCUAAAAAUUUUUUUAAUUGAUUUUUAAAACUUGGAUCACAGUGAGAUACACAGUUGGGAGUUGUUCAGGAUAUACUGUUCUAACCAGGCGUGGCCUCUAGGGAGGCACCCUAAGGGUUCAGAAGAGGCAGGGUUAACUGGAGGCGGGCCCCGGGAGGCAGGCCUGGACAUCCCAGCUGGACCUCACAGUUGCACGUCCUGACCAUGGCUGCUGACCCUGUGCCCCGCAGCAUACAGAUGCCCUGUCUGAGCAAGAUGGAGCGCCUGGUCCUGAGCAUGCAGGAUCCCGACCAAGGCGUGAAGAUGCAGAACCAGCGCCUGCUUGUCACCGUGGUGCCCCACACUGUCACCGGCCGAGCGGUGGUGCAGUGGCUGGUCCGGAAGCAUCUCAUAGCAGAGGCAGAGGCCCUGCACCUGGGCUCCCUCCUGCUGCGCCACGGCUACCUAUAUGCACUGUGCCCGCCCUGCAGCCCCCUGCUCCACUCCGAGGCGCUCUACAGGUUCCAGACACCCUAUUUCUGGACAAACACCCUGCGGCCGGUGGCUGACCUGGACUAUGCCAUCUAUCUGGCCAAGAAGAGCAUCCAGAAACGGGGUGCCCUGCUCAGCCAUGAGAAGGAUGCCCGUGACCAGCUGCACAGGAGGCUUGGCUACCUGUGGGACCUGGUGGGCUCCCAGGCCCGGGAGCAGCUGCGGGCCGCCGGACGCCAAAGGAAGGCAGACAGACUGGUGGUCAUGUGCCAGGAGCAGGCCUUCUGGCUGGUGGUCAGGCCCCCGCCCGGGGUCCCGAACGUGCUGGAGCAGGGCCCAGAGCGGGGCCCAGGCAGCAGGCCUGUGUGGAUGACUGAGACUGUGGAUUUCUACAAGCAGGAGAUCCAGCACCUCAGAACAGCCCUGGGCCGGGUCCACGUGAAGUCCUCCAUCUGCCUCGAGGCGUUCCUGCGCUUUAGCUGCCAGCACGGGCCGCAUGACCCCAUCCUGUCAGGGUGCCUGCCCAGCAACCCCUGGGUCACAGGUGAUACCACCUACUGGGCCAUGAAUGCGUCCAGCGUGCCCGUUCCCACCAAGCUCCGAGUGCAGCGCUGGGCCUUCAGUUUCUGGGAGCUCCUGGGGGACCCCAUGGGCCGGGCCCGCUUCAUGGACUUCCUCCAGACAGAGUUCAGUGCCGAGAACCUCAGCUUCUGGGAGGCAUGCGAGGAGCUGCGUCACGGUGGGCAGGCCCAGGUCCCUGCCCUGGUGGACGCCGUGUACCACCAGUUCCUGGCCCCUGGCGCUGCCCGCUGGGUUAACAUCGACAGCCGGACCCUGGAGCGGACCCUGGCAGGGCUGCAGCGGCCCCACCGCCACGUGCUGGACGAUGCGCAGCUGCACGUCUACCUGCUCAUGAAGAAGGACACCUACCCGAGGUUCCUCAAGUCUGAGUUGUACAAAACUCUGCUGGCGGAUGCCGUGGUCCCCCCGGAGACAAAGAGGGUGUUUCCAGUCCUGCUGAAGCCACAACACUCCAGCCCCGGUCCAGCACCCCUGCCUGCUUCUGGGGGUGGUGGUGGGGAGGCCUGAGGGGCCUGGAGUUCCCUGGUCACUGACACCUCCAGCACCUGGCACUUGCACCCAGAGGGCCUGGCACAGUGGCCCACAGUCUGGGGCACUGUUGGGUGCCCACACCUGUCCUUAUCCCUAGAACCUUUGUUAGUGGGGACUCCUGGGAGCAGGACAACAGGAAGCUUCCUUGUCACGUGUGGGAUCCUGCCUCUAGCCCCACUGUCUCAGAAGGAUCCCCCAGCUGUCACUGUGACCUGGUCCUGCACCUCAGGCCCUGUUGUAGAAGGCAGGUGGGGUCCUGGAGAAGGGGCAGCUCCAGUUCCCUCCCCUGGCGCAAAGGUAUAGCUGGUCCUUUGGGGUACAGCUUGGCCUGGCCUAACACAUGCCCCAGCUGCUUUCCCAGUGCUCUGCCUCUGCAAAAAAUAAAACUCCUCUGCCUCUGUGUGCUCCCAUUCUCUGUGGUGACUGUACCUCACACAUGCACAAACGUGCACACAGCAUGAGCACACUGCACAUGUAUGCACAGCAGCACACACAGCACACCUAUUUCUGCCAUCAUCCAUCACAUGCACACUGUGCAGGGUCUACAGGUGUGCAGGUGUACAUGUCUGUAAACAUGUGUCUGCAUGUGUAUCUGUGGCUGUG
Molecule: messenger RNA, 2888 nt
Organism: Sorex araneus (European shrew)
Lineage: Eukaryota; Metazoa; Chordata; Mammalia; Eulipotyphla; Soricidae
Gene: RGS11
Product: regulator of G protein signaling 11
Exons: 17
Coding region: 906-2261 (451 amino acids)
Biological process (GO): intracellular signal transduction; G protein-coupled receptor signaling pathway; regulation of G protein-coupled receptor signaling pathway
Source: RefSeq, a predicted model, not a curated record